UUACACUUGGCACAAUGCAGUCAGGCAAGUACUGCUCUUAAGGCAACCUCCAAACCCAGACACUUCCAUCAGAUUGCCACACAGAGAAGUGUGAUUCAUCACUUCAGGGAACAUGUCUCCACUGGUCUAGAGUCAAGUGACAGCAUGCUCAGUUGGCGACUUCUGUGCACUGUGCACUUCACUUUGUUAUAAUACCACUAACAGUUGACUGUGGAAUAUUUAGUAGCAAGGAAAUUUUAUGGAUGGACUUGUUGCACAGGUGGAAACCUAUCACGGAACCACGCUUGAAUUCACUGAGCUCCUGAGAGCGACCCAUUCUUUCACAAAUGUUUGUAGAAGCCGUCUGCAUGCCUAG
Molecule: messenger RNA, 355 nt
Organism: Staurois parvus
Lineage: Eukaryota; Metazoa; Chordata; Amphibia; Anura; Ranidae
Source: the annotation of a GenBank genome assembly